Microthlaspi erraticum is the source of this 2832-nucleotide messenger RNA. The record is from the annotation of a GenBank genome assembly. Lineage: Eukaryota; Viridiplantae; Streptophyta; Magnoliopsida; Brassicales; Brassicaceae.
AUGGAGGCUCUCACGCCUCAUCUUCUCCUCUUCCUCCUCUUCUCCGUCUCCUUCAUCUCCGUAUCCGUCGCAGACGACGGAGCGGCAAUGCUCGCUCUAGCGAAAUCGUUACGUCCUCCGCCGUCAGAUUGGUCAACCACCUCAUCCGCCGAUUUCUGCAAGUGGACCGGCGUCCGAUGCACCUCCGGCCGCGUCACUUCAAUCAGCCUCGACGAUAAAUCUCUGUCAGGCGGCGUAGCACCCGAGAUCUCGACUCUCUCCGAGCUCAAAACCGUCGCUCUCCAGCGUAACAAGCUCUCCGGCAAAAUCCCUUCGCUCGCGAAACUCUCUAACCUCCAGGAGAUCUACAUGGACGAGAAUGAUUUCGACGGAGUUGAGCCCGGAGCUUUCUCCGGCCUCACUAGCCUCCAGAUCUUGAGCUUAAGCGAUAACGGGAAACUCAGUCCAUGGAGCUUCCCAUCGGAGCUAGAGGAUUCGACUUCCCUCACCACCAUUUACCUCGACAACACCACCAUCUCCGGCGCUUUACCCAACAUUUUCGAUUCCCUCCCUUCUCUCCAGAACCUCCGUCUGUCUUACAACAACCUCACCGGGCCGUUGCCUCCGUCGCUGGCCAAAUCUUCGAUUCAGAAUCUCUGGAUCAACAAUCAGGACUCGGGGAUGUCAGGGACGAUCGAAGUGCUCUCCGGCAUGACCUCCUUGUCGCAAGCGUGGCUCCACAAGAAUCAAUUCGUCGGACCGAUCCCGGAUCUCUCGAAAUCCGAGAAUCUAUUCGAUCUCCAGCUCCGGGAUAAUCAGUUAACCGGAAUCGUAUCGCCUUCGCUCUUCUCACUCGGAAGCCUCAAGAACAUUUCUCUCGACAACAACAGAUUCCAAGGCCCUCUUCCUUCGUUCCCUCCUGGGGUUGAGAAAGUAUCAAUCGGGAAAAACGCUUUCUGCACAACGGAAGCCGGCAAAAUCUGUAGCCCUCAGGUGAUGACGCUUUUAGCGGUGGCCGGAGGUUUGGGAUUCCCGUCGAUGUUGGCUGAGUCUUGGCAAGGAGACAAUGCUUGUGGCGGAUGGGCUUACGUCACCUGCGAUUCGGAUGGGAAGAAUGUUGUCACGCUGAAUCUGGGGAAACAUGGAUUCGCCGGGUUUAUAUCUCCGGCGAUUGCGAAUCUCACUUCUCUCAAGAGCCUUUACCUCAACGACAACAACUUAACCGGCGUUAUCCCCAAAGAGCUGACGUCUAUGACUAGUCUCCGGUUAAUCGACGUCACAAACAACAAUCUCUCCGGAGAGAUACCAAAGUUUCCUGAUUUGGUGAAGUUUAAUUACAAACCUGGAAACUCUUUGAUUGGAACUAACGUUAAAGAUUCUUCAAAGCCUGGAACCGGCUCUAAACCCGGUAGUGGUCCUGGUGGCUCCUCUUCCGGUGGUGGCGGUGGUGGUGGUAGUAAAGCUCCUGUGAUCAUUGGUGUGAUUGUGGCGGUUUUAGUUUUCCUUGCCAUUUUAGGAUUUGUGGUUUACAAAUUCGUGAUGAAGAAGAAGUAUGGGAAAUUCAGACGGACGGAUCCUGAGAAAGCCGCCGGGAAGGUUGUGGUUAGCGACGCCGUUGCUUUGUCUAACGGUGGUGGUAGUGGUGGUGGAUACGCUAACGGAAACGGAAACGGAGCCAACAACUUCAAUUCGUUGAACAGUGCAAGCAGCGGUGACAAUAGUGACCGUUUCCUUCUCGAAGGAGGAAGUGUUACCAUUCCAAUGGAGGUUCUCCGUCAGGUUACUAACAACUUCAGCGAGAAGAACAUUUUGGGGAGAGGAGGUUUCGGUGUAGUCUACGCCGGAGAGUUACACGACGGAACGAAGACUGCGGUGAAGAGGAUGGAGUGUGCAGCGAUGGGUAACAAAGGAAUGAGCGAGUUUCAAGCGGAGAUCGCUGUGCUCACUAAGGUCAGGCAUAGGCAUUUGGUUGCUCUGUUGGGUUACUGUGUGAACGGGAACGAGAGAUUGCUUGUAUACGAGUACAUGCCUCAGGGAAACCUCGGACAGCAUUUGUUUGAGUACGGUGAGCUCGGUUACGCUCCGUUGACGUGGAAGCAGAGAGUGAGCAUCGCUUUGGAUGUUGCGAGAGGCGUGGAGUAUUUACAUAGCUUGGCUCAGCAGAGCUUCAUACAUAGAGAUUUAAAGCCAUCUAAUAUCCUUCUCGGUGAUGACAUGAGAGCUAAAGUCGCUGAUUUCGGUUUGGUUAAGAAUGCGCCUGAUGGGAAGUACUCUGUUGAGACGAGAUUAGCAGGGACGUUCGGUUAUCUCGCACCGGAAUACGCCGCUACUGGAAGAGUGACGACGAAAGUGGAUGUGUAUGCGUUUGGUGUUGUGCUUAUGGAAAUGAUCACAGGACGUAAAGCGUUGGACGAUUCGUUACCAGACGAGAGGUCUCAUCUAGUGUCAUGGUUCAGGAGAGUGUUGAUUACUAAAGAGAUUAUCUCAAAGGCGAUAGAUCAAACCAUAGAGGACGACGAGGAGACGUUGGAGAGCAUUCAGAGAGUCGCUGAGCUUGCGGGGCAUUGCACGGCGCGGGAGCCGCAGCAGAGACCGGACAUGGGCCACGCGGUUAACGUGCUUGGACCGCUGGUGGAGAAGUGGAAACCGUCGUGCCAAGAAGAGGAAGAAGAGGAGAGUUCGGGGAUCGAUGUGAACAACAUGAGUUUGCCUCAAGCUUUGAUGAGAUGGCAAAACGAAGGAACGUCGACGUCGAUGUUCAAUGGAGAUUUCUCUUACUCUCAGACGCAGACUAGUAUUCCUCCUAAGCCUUCUGGUUUUCCUAACACGUUCGAUUCAACUGAUGGUCGAUGA